Molecule: messenger RNA, 1593 nt
Organism: Dimorphilus gyrociliatus
Lineage: Eukaryota; Metazoa; Annelida; Polychaeta; Dinophilidae
Source: the annotation of a GenBank genome assembly
AGAAAGCAACCAACCUCCGUAAGGUGAACAACAAAUAUAAUGUUACCAUUCAGAACGUUAUGGUACGUAUUCAAGCAAAAUAGUACCGAUAAGAAUUAUCAUACCGACGAAGAAGUUCGAAAGAGUUUACACUUUUUCAAUAUUUAUCCUUCUAGAUCGCAAGUCUCAGAUGCCGUUCACGAAGCCUGCGCAGUUGCCAAUAGGAAAGACGAUAAUAAAGUUAAUUUUGGUGAAUUUUGUCUUAUUGUAGCGGAGAUGAAGAAAGAAUAUAGAAAUUCAUCUCUUCCGAGCAGGCCUUUAUCUCUUCUCUCGGAAAAAACCGGAGAAUGUGCUGUUAAAUUCUUUCUCGGCGGUUCCUGUAAUCCAACAACGUGGAGAGCCGAUAUUGCUUUACCAUACCUAGAAAAGAAUAAAAUUACUUAUUACAAUCCCCAAAGAGACGAUUGGAACGAAUCCCUAGUCGAAAUAGAAAAUGAGGCAAAAGAAAAUGCGGAUAUACUUCUAUUCGUUAUUGAAAAUACAACAAGGUCAACUGCGUCCAUGGUCGAAGCAGCUAAUUUAGCUGCUAGGGGAAGACCACUUAUUCUAGUCGUUAAAGCCUUUGAAGGACCAGAGCAAUUAGUAGCUGGGGAAAAACUAUCUUCUACGGAAUACGAUGACCUUUGUCGCAGUCAGGCCUUCCUUAUUCAUUUGGUAGAAAGAAAAGGAUUACCAGUUUUUAAUGAUUUACCAACAGCUUUGGAAUGUCUUAAAAGAGUCUUAUAUGAAAAUAUCAAUAUUGAAGACUUAUCAACUGCCGAUGGUGCUAUACCUGUGAAAUGCCCACAUGUACGAAUAGGGCAAAAAUUCAAAAUUGUCAAGGAAGUAUUCGAUACUUUUGAUGAGAAGGGAAAAGGAAAAUUAAAUAAAGACGUUAUGAGAAAAGCUUUUAAACAGUUAACUUCUCGUGAUUUACCUGCAUGGUUAUAUGAAUUUGAAAAUAAACUUAAUAUGGAAGAAUAUAGCCUUGAGGAAUUUUAUUGUCUUCUUGCCGAGUUUCAUUAUCAUCAAAAUGUUAGCUUUACCAGAGACGCCUGGGAAAAAGUAAAAUCAUUUAGCCGAUACUUUUAUAAUUUGAUCUUUGGAAAGGCCUAUCAAUUAUCUAAUUAUUACUGUGAAUCUUACGAUGUUUACUUGGGUGGUACUUGCGCUAAUUCCAAUUGGAGAGAAAAGAUUGCUGUACCGAUAUUUGAAGAUAAUGGAUUAACAUAUUAUAAUCCCUAUUUGAAUAAGUGGACCACACGCUAUAUUGCCAGAGAGGCGGCUCUUAAGGAUAGAUGCCGUGUCCUCCUUUACGUCAUUACCGAUGAUUCUAGAGGUAUUUCCUCAAUGCUGGAAGCAGCCUACUAUUAUGGUCUCGGUUGUAAAGUUAUAUUGUGUGUAAUGAGAAUAGAGAGAGACCGUAUUAAUAAUGAGAUUCUAAGCGAAACAGCCAAGAAAGAUUACAACAGAGCCAGAACCUACUUAGAAGAGAUUACUAAAGGCGGAUCUUUAUUUAAUAAUGUAGAGGAUGCCGUAAAAGCCACUAUCACUGCCGUUCAAAGAAGCCGAUAA